AUGUAUCAAGAAGCAAUCACCACCGCAGUUGGAUUACUGGACAGUAUUGCAACCCCUGUCAGUACGAUCGCAAACAACCUUGAAGCCAAUAGACUGGACAGAAGGGCCUUCCGAAAAUACCUUUGGGAUUACGCUGAUCGCGCCGCGCUUGACGGCGAACUCAUCGACGCUGCAAGGCAAAAUUUUCGAUGCUCCAACCGUGCCCUGUUUCUAGCCCAGGCCCAUAUGGAGUUGAUAUGCUGGCUGGCAGAUAACAACUAUACAAUCUCAUCAACGUCUGUUAAAUGGUACUGCUGGAAGAAGAUCCUCGGGAAAUACCGCCUGCCCUUACUAGUCUCGUCGCAAACGUCCCGUUUAAAAAACCAUCUGCGGGAGAUCAAGAAGGCAGCAGAUCAAUUAUAUACAGACCUUGAAGACAACAUGAUCGCAAUCGUGCCAGAUUCUAAAUACCGCAAAGUUCGGGGUCCGCCAGUCGAAUAUCCACCAGAAGAAAUUGAAAAUAUUAUUCACCAAGGAAGCCUUGCCCACGAGAAAUUAUCCGAGUGA
Molecule: messenger RNA, 546 nt
Organism: Penicillium roqueforti
Lineage: Eukaryota; Fungi; Ascomycota; Eurotiomycetes; Eurotiales; Aspergillaceae
Product: glyoxalase family protein
Exons: 3
Coding region: 1-546 (181 amino acids)
Source: RefSeq, a predicted model, not a curated record